Hyaena hyaena (striped hyena) is the source of this 2050-nucleotide messenger RNA. RefSeq names its product heparan sulfate-glucosamine 3-sulfotransferase 3A1 (gene HS3ST3A1). Bases 1 to 1221 code for a protein of 406 amino acids. The record is from RefSeq and is a predicted model, not a curated record. Lineage: Eukaryota; Metazoa; Chordata; Mammalia; Carnivora; Hyaenidae. Gene Ontology annotation, molecular function: [heparan sulfate]-glucosamine 3-sulfotransferase activity. The transcript has 2 exons.
AUGGCCCCUCCGGGCCCGGCCGGCGCCCCCCCCACCUCGGCCGAGCCGCUGUCCCGGAGCAUCUUCCGGAAGUUCUUGCUGAUGCUCUGCUCCCUGCUCACGUCCCUUUACGUCUUCUACUGCCUGGCCGAGCGCUGCCAGACCCUGGCGGGCCCCGUGGUGGGGCCGUCGGGCGGCGGCGAGGAGGCGGGGGCCCCGGGGCGCGGCGCCCUGGCGGGAGGCCCGCGGGAGCUGGCGGUGUGGCCCGCGGCGGCGCAGAGGAAACGGCUCCUGCAGCGACAGCAGCGGCGGAGGCGCCGGCCGCCCGCGCCACGCGACGACGGCCAGGAGGCGGCCUGGGAAGAGGAGCCCCCGGGCCUGGCCGGGGGUCCCGGCGGCUCCGGGGCCGGGAGCAGCGCGCCCGAGGCCCCGCCGGGGACCCUGGCCCUGCUGCUGCACGAGGGCAGCAAGCAGCUGCCGCAGGCCAUCAUCAUCGGGGUGAAGAAGGGCGGCACGCGGGCGCUGCUGGAGUUCCUGCGCGUGCACCCCGACGUGCGCGCCGUGGGCGCCGAGCCCCACUUCUUCGACCGCAGCUACGACAAGGGCCUCGCCUGGUACCGGGACCUGAUGCCGCGGACCCUGGACGGGCAGAUCACCAUGGAGAAGACGCCCAGCUACUUAGUGACGCGCGAGGCGCCCGCGCGCAUCUCGGCCAUGUCCAAGGACACCAAGCUGAUCGUGGUGGUGCGCGACCCGGUGACCCGGGCCAUCUCGGACUACACGCAGACGCUGUCCAAGCGGCCGGACAUCCCCACCUUCGAGAGCCUGACGUUCAAGAACCGCACGGCGGGCCUCAUCGACACGUCGUGGAGCGCCAUCCAGAUCGGCAUCUACGCCAAGCACCUGGAGCACUGGCUGCGGCACUUCCCCAUCGGCCAGAUGCUCUUCGUGAGCGGCGAGCGGCUCAUCAGCGACCCGGCCGGCGAGCUGGGCCGCGUGCAGGACUUCCUGGGCCUCAAGAGGAUCAUCACCGACAAGCACUUCUACUUCAACAAGACCAAGGGCUUCCCCUGCCUCAAGAAGGCCGAGGGCAGCGGCAAGCCCCACUGCCUGGGCAAGACCAAGGGCAGACCCCACCCCGAGAUCGACCGCGAGGUGGUGCGCCGGCUGCGCGACUUCUACCGGCCGUUCAACUUGAAGUUCUACCAGAUGACCGGCCAGGACUUCGGCUGGGAUGGAUGACGAUAUAAUUUAAAAAGAAAAAAAAAAAAUCAAAAUAUAAUAUAUUUUUGUACCGAUCGGUAGAGAAGAAGGCAGUUUAAUAUUUGUGCUGAACGUAUUUGUUUCGGUAUUUUGUUUUUCGGAGUGAAUGUUAAGAGCGCGUUUUCGCCUGGCCCCCCUCUCGCCUUCCAAAAGCCAACAUUUGGGUCAACGAAAGAGGAAAGCCUCACUGUCUAAAUACUUUCCAUUUUCUACUUUUAUUUGAUGGGUUCUAGACACGGUUAUAAACCAUGAGCAUUGGUUGCCAUUAAAACUUUGAGGAAAGUCCUGAGGGUAAAUCGAUCUCUCUCUCUCUGUCCCCACCUCUCUGUCUAUUGUCUGUCCUUUCACAAGUCCCAGAUAAAAUGAUCUCUCCUUGUGUUUCCUCCCUUGCGCCACUUUUUAAACAGCAGUUCCCAAGUAAUAAUCUCCCUGUGUUUGCACACCACUUCCCAGUUACCAUAGAACUUGUGAAUCAAGCACCUUUUUCCAUCCUUACAUGAAUGUGGGGUAAGCAUAGAGAUUAUGAUUCCCAUUUUACGGAUGAUAAGGCAACUGAGUCUCAGGGACGUUUAAUGACUUCUCAUAAGGCCGGACGGUGGACCUUGGGUAAAACCCCAUCUUCUACGUUCCUUGUAUCCUGCCACUUUUUCCAGAGAAAACAGGAAACGAGUCACCUCUGCUUUUAGAAACAGUUAGUUUGAGGAUGAUUGGAGAUAGGACAGAGAGGGUGUCCUAUUGCCUUCUAAAGUUCCGGGCUGGUUUUGUGACACUCAGUCACAGAGAGUCACCUGUGUCCAAAGACAGCACU